GCUGUUGAUCGCCCCGCCGAAUACUGACUGUUAUUCGGCACGCGCUUCACUCAACCGCGGAACACACUCUACGCGUGAUUUUGGAAACAUAAUAAACUUUCAGGCUGUAGGAAUAGUAUCAUCGUAUCGAGUUCCGAACGAUCAUCUACAACGAACCCUUCUAGCAGCAUGUGAACCUGCGGUUGAGUCUCCAACCUCAUUAACGCCCAACGACCACCUACGGUUUCGCGUCGCUGGUUUGGUCGUGACCGCCAAUGCGCCAUGUCGGCAUUCACGCCUGAAGAGUUGGAGUACAUGAAAGCGCAUAUCAACGACUCGAGGGUUCAAGAAAUACACUGGGUUUAUUCGAUUCCGAUAGUUGCUGCGACUCUCAGUACCUCCUUGCGACUAUGGGCCAAACAGGCGGGGAGAAAUGGCAUCACCCUUGAUGAUUAUCUCAUUGUUUUCGCAACGAUAUGCCUGAUUGGACAGUGUGCUAGCGGUCUAGGUUUCGGUCCACCGCACGGCAUGGGCAGACAUGUUAUUGCCGUCAGUCCUGGAGAUCAAGCAAUGGUUCGCAAGGGCGACUAUGUAUUCAGUCACUUCUACGAUAUUGCACUCGUUUCGGUCAAACUCGGUAUACUCGCCUUCUACUAUCGCGUCUUCGCCAUUCCUGUCUUUAGAAAGGUUGUCCUUGCGACCGCGGCCUUUGUAAUUGCAUGGGGAAUCGGUAUCACGGUCACUUUACUUCUUGUCUGCCGACCGCUUCGAGCAUACUGGGAUGCUAGUGUUGCGGGCACAUGCCUCCAUCUCGUAACAUUUACAUACUUCACGAACAUAUCAAACCUUAUAACAGAUAUCUGGAUCUUCCUUAUGCCGGUUCCUGUCAUUUGGCACCUUCAAUUACAGACCAAGAAGAAACUUCUUCUGUCUUUCAUCUUCUCUGUCGGUAUAGCCACCUGCGUUGUCUCCGCACUCCGCUUGAGAGUCGUCUUGGGUCACGGCUACGCCGACUUCACAUGGUCCUACGUACCCCUCGGCGCAUUCUCCGCAUUCGAGCCCCUGGGCGGCAUUCUCUGCACGAACCUACCCAUCAUCUGGCACAUGUGGCGCAAACGCGGGCGCCCACUGCUACCUACGUCUUCUAUGUUCAAGUCAAAGUCAGAGCCUUCGUCGACCGCCACACCCGGGUCCGGCGGCUCCUCUCGACGCACCCGCUUCGUCCGCUCCCUCGGACUGAGCACGCACGAUCAGACUGCCACCGACAGCCAGUCGCGUACGAUACUCGGGAGCGAAGACGACGCCGAUCACGAGUGGGGCGGUUUUCAACAUGCCACGACGACCGAUAAGGUGAAUAGCGGUGUCGUAGUUGCACAGCCACGGCCCACGCAAUAUUUCAGCAAGGUGGAGAAGACCACUUCGAUGACGACGAAUGGAACGGAAGAGGGAGAAAGUAGCUUAAUGAGCAGUCCCACCAGCGGCGCAAGAGAGGAACAGAAUGUCGACGUCGUUGAAGGAGAGGGAGGACAGAAAAGGAAUAGCUGGGCUGGAAGUUCUCGAAAGACGCCCCAGCAGAAGGGAAUGAGGAAGAACAUAUGGGAGGUGCGGAAGAAGUAAACAGCCAUAAUCCGUCCAUCACGAGGGAUAGUUAUGUUGUUGAUUCAUUCCUCCAGG
This is a messenger RNA of Aaosphaeria arxii CBS 175.79, 1653 nucleotides long. RefSeq lists its product as uncharacterized. The coding region runs from base 262 to 1596 and encodes 444 amino acids. The transcript has 5 exons. The record is from RefSeq and is a predicted model, not a curated record. Lineage: Eukaryota; Fungi; Ascomycota; Dothideomycetes; Pleosporales.